Camelus dromedarius (Arabian camel) is the source of this 8771-nucleotide messenger RNA. RefSeq names its product RAB3C, member RAS oncogene family (gene RAB3C). Lineage: Eukaryota; Metazoa; Chordata; Mammalia; Artiodactyla; Camelidae. Gene Ontology annotation, molecular function: GTP binding; myosin V binding; GTPase activity. Bases 316 to 993 code for a protein of 225 amino acids. Gene Ontology annotation, cellular component: plasma membrane; synaptic vesicle; endosome. The record is from RefSeq and is a predicted model, not a curated record. Gene Ontology annotation, biological process: protein secretion; regulation of exocytosis; protein localization to plasma membrane. The transcript is spliced from 5 exons.
GCACUAAUGUCGGUGGAAGGUGCCUGGGGGAGGGCCUGGGGAGGGGCUGCCCAGCGCGCUCCCGCCCCAGGCACUUCCUAAGAGACUCAGCUCUUUCUCUGCAGCUGCUACUUGAAGACUCCACGCGUUCCCUCCAGAGGAAAGAAACCAUCUAUCUAAAUCAGCUGUGCUCUCCACGUCCCUCGUUUCUUCCUCCGCCAGCCGCCACCCCCACCCCUUCCAUUGUGUUGUGCGUUGAGCUCCGCUUCCUGCGUAAGACCCUAACCUCAUUUGUAGCAGGAGGGAUAACUGAGACUUUUGGAACCUCGAGUUGCAAUGGAGCUGUACGGAAAGAUGGCCUCCGCCCAGGAUGCCAGGUAUGGCCAGAAGGACUCCUCUGAUCAGAACUUUGACUACAUGUUCAAACUGCUCAUCAUUGGCAAUAGCAGUGUGGGGAAAACAUCUUUCCUCUUCCGUUACGCCGAUGACUCCUUUACAUCUGCAUUCGUCAGCACCGUUGGGAUCGAUUUCAAAGUGAAAACUGUAUUCAAAAAUGAAAAGAGAAUCAAGCUUCAGAUUUGGGACACGGCAGGCCAGGAGAGAUACAGGACGAUCACCACAGCCUACUAUCGCGGGGCCAUGGGCUUCAUUCUGAUGUACGACAUCACAAAUGAAGAGUCCUUCAAUGCAGUACAGGACUGGUCAACUCAAAUCAAAACAUACUCAUGGGAUAAUGCCCAGGUUAUCCUGGUUGGGAACAAAUGUGACAUGGAAGAUGAGCGGGUCAUCUCAACCGAGAGAGGCAAGCAUUUAGGAGAACAACUCGGUUUUGAGUUUUUUGAAACAAGUGCCAAGGAUAACAUUAACGUCAAGCAGACAUUUGAGCGCCUCGUGGAUAUCAUCUGCGACAAAAUGUCAGAGAGUUUGGAGACUGACCCAGCCCUCACUGCGGCGAAGCAGAACACGAGACUCAAGGACACCCCACCUCCACCGCAGCCCAGCUGUGGCUGUUAAUGUCCCCACACAGGCAGCUCCGGAGGGUUGGUUGCUAAAAACAGCAUUUAUAAAUGGUCGAUUAGCCUUCACUUAUACUGCCUAAUAAUUAUUGGAGGGAAAUCGAUGUCAGUGGCUCAUACAUGCAUUCAAUUCUGGGGAGAUUUCCUCUGUUAAUAUGUGGCGAAUAUGUGAUCUUAAAUUUGUAAGGACUAUCCAUUUACAAACAUCUGGUAUUUGCAUGUGAUUUGUUACCUGUCUUCUAGGCUCUUUGUGUUUCAGAUUUCUUAGAUUAAGCAACUGCUGGGACCUCCAAUUAUAAUUUCAGUGCAACUGACUUCUGUGCCAUGGGUUCAAAUUCUGCUUUUCACCUGUAGGGAUGAGAACCAAGGAAUUGGUUAUGUGUGUGGUAUGGGCUGGCGGAGAUCUCAGAGACCUUAUUUGCUCUAUUCUUAAUUGAAAAUCAAGUGGAAAUUUUAUUUAUGACUAGGGAUACUGUCAUGGCUCUGGUCAAUCUACAGUUCAGGAAAUAAAUCUACUUUUCAGUGUUAUUAAGAAGACCAUUGACUAUAAAGAAAUGGAAAUGUUGUUUAAUGCCCUUGCAAAUUUCCUGAGAGAUUAAUAUUUACCUGACUAGAAGUGAAUAGUCAUCUUAGUUUAGAUGCUUAAGGAAGGAAUUCCUAAGCCAGGACUGCUCCUCCCAACUUUUUGCAAAUCUGAGGGCUCUGAUGGACUGAGGUAUCUGCUGAAUGUGUUAUGUGACAAGCAUCUGAACCAAGAAGGGGAUAAGUAACUGUAGAAUUUCCAAAGCCUGACCUCCCCCCAUAACACAGACCCCCCCCCCAACUUUCUAGAACCAUCACCAACUCUUGGAACAGAGGUCAAGCUGAAGCCCCUCUUCCCAUAGGAUGUAGACUUACUUCACAGACCACUGCCUUCUGCUCACACCUCCCUAGGUUAUUCCUAGUUACAAGUUACUUAAACAGUAUCUUGAUGGUUCUCAGGUUAAGGAAAAGAUAAUUUUCAUCUCUAAUAUUUUUCAGUCCAAGUGUUUAUACUUCUUUUAAGGCAUAUCCACAUUCUGUAAGGCUAUUAAUGUUAAACAUGCUUAAAUUACUCAGAAUACUCUUUAGAGCUGAGAGUUCCAGAAAUACUUUAAGACACCAUAAGCAAUUGGAGAGGAAAAAGGAAACCAUAGGAACACUCAGAUUUCCUGAAGACCAUUUGAAUAACAAGCAAACCAAUCCCAUCAGUUAUCUAACUGAGCACUGAGGAGAAACAUGGCAUCCACACCACUCGCCAGCACCGUUGACAGCUAGGACUCUCAGAAGGUAGCAGGCACGGAUGGCAGAUUUGGAAGAACAGUUUUAAUAGGUGAACUUUCCCCUUUUUUGGUGAUCAUGAUAAAGAUUUUUUUUCUCUUUUCAAAAACAGAUACUUCCUAUGAAAGAAUGGAGUCCAAGUUUAUUGAACAAGGCUAUUGAGAGAGAAAGAUGCAUAUAUCCAAAGUGAUCUCUGGAGGAUAAAUGCCUGCAAGUCAGGGAACUAGGUCACAUACAUGAUUAGUAAGUUAGAAGAUGAACAUUAGAGGAGAGAGUAUGUGGGGUAUCUCAAGCAUACCCACAUUCUUACUUCUCAUCUUCUUAGUUUGUGAUCCACUAAUUGGCAAUAAAUUUUCACUUUGGCACUCUGCAGGACAGGCUUCAUGAAGACAAGAAAACAUUAAUGCUUUUUUGGAUUUUAAUGGGGCAACCAGCUUCCAGAAACCACAGAAAUUAAGUGAAGGGAAAGAGAAGUUGGGGGCUGUGCAAAGCAGAAGCCUGUCUGCAUGAUAUUGUAGUAUUUCUAUAUCUUAGACUAGAAAGUGGCCAUGUUAAAAGAUAGUUGUUAAGCUAACUUUUAUAAUCUAAUAUGCAGUAAUAAAGUCAGGAAGACCUUCCCCUCCUCUCUCAGCCCCAAUCUCACAUACAUACAUACAGAUGUCAAGGACCUAAGUGUGAUGUUUCAGAUGGCUUCUUCAGAAGGACCUUGAUGGGUGCAGUAUCGUAAAAUGCAAAGCAAAAUGAGAGAGAGUAGAAAAGUGGGAAGAGUUGAGUUUGCCCUCUUGUAAAGUCCUCCGCUGAAGAACUCAUCGCUAUUGAAAUUAGUCGGCCCUAGAACCGGAAGACCAAAGCCCAGUGCCCUCUUACACCCCGUCAGACACACCCAGGUUGAACCGCUUGGUGCCGGUCAGAGGAGCACGAUACAGCAACAGCCUGGGUUCAUGGCCAAGAACAUUCGAUAACUUCUACUUUACAAACCUCACUGGAAGUGAAGCCUACCUAAUUGAUGCUAAGUUCUGAAGCUCGCACCCUGGUGUGAAUUUCACUAAGUGAGAAGUUUCCAGAAAGGAUUGUCACAGAGCUCAAGUGAAUUAAGCACCUGUACUCCUGCUGUCAAACACAUGGAAAGAGAGAAAAUCCUCUAUUCCUAAUCUCAUCAAGAGAUCCUUGUUUUAACGUCAAAUUUGGCAAAAGAGGAAACAGCCCAGGGUUAACUAAGCAAACUUGUAUUGGCAUCAAGCUCUAUCACUUGUAAAUUAUAACAUGGCCGCGCCAAGGUUUUUCUGCCUUUUGGUCAGCAUGCACACAGUACCUCCUACAUUCUCUCCAAGUGCCAACAGCUUAAAUAACCCAGACCAUUUAUACUAAUGGCUUAACUAAAUUUGUAUUCAGAAGAACAAGACACCUUACAAAGUAUGUGCUUGUAUUAGUUUAUAAAUUGUAGACAUCCACCUUUUGUCUUUGAUGCAGCUGAAUUAACUGUUUCACGUCUGAACUUCUCUUAUCUGCCACCCACUUCCUCACCACCCGAACCCUCCAAUUACUUUUACAAACAAACCUUGCUUGUUUUGAGCAGAUACUUCCAAGAGCUUUGGUUUGGGGGCCUUCCUUUCUGUUCUUAAGUAAAUAAAAGCUUGGACUGGAAAUUGUUUCCUCUAUACAGCCAUCUGUGGAGUGGAUCCUCAUUUCAGCUUUUGGGGAUGUGAGUGGAGGUCGUAGGUACAUGAAAUUCCUUAAGUUUUAAGAUGGCAAUUUACAAUUUAGCAUUAUAUUCAUGGCUUCUAAGAAGAAUUGCUUUCAGACAGUGAAUUAGUUCAUUGCCACUGCCCCCACAGAACAGCUUCCACUGCCUUGAUAAACUUUUAACCUCCUCCUUAGACCCACUUAAAAUCAGUAUCCCUUUGCUGCCUGGUAAAUAAGUGCUAAGAUUUUUAUUUGGAAAGGGAUCUCUGAUGAUGCCUUGGGUUAUAGCAGAAAGCUGCAGCAUUGUUAUGUUAAAUGUGAACUAUAAAUUCUACAAAACUACACCCCACAUCAUAUGACGUCUAUAUACUCAACAAACAAAUCUAUUUCCCCUAUUUAACUCAUAUCCAGAUUAAUCAUAGUUCUUUUGCUUAGCUCAUCAGUUACUUUUUGGAAACCAAUUUAAACUUCCAAUUUUACCUACAUCUAUGCUGAGAAUAGACUUUCAGGGAUGCAGUAUUCUUUUUGAAAAGUAAAAUACAGUUUACUAGUAACUGAACUUCCAUGAAGCAACAUUGCUUUUUGGAGCGUGACAGUCAGUAAUCAGUGGCUCACUGUAACGUGCUUUUAUCCAACGUGUCUCUUCGUGCAUGGCGAGGAUGUACAAUGCCAUCUUUCAGUCAACCAUGGGGCGUUUGUGGGACUAUAUUAAGAACAUACCCAGAUUCUACCAAGUUAUCCCACGGCUGAAGCAGCAGCUGCAUGUGAAAAACUAAAACUAAUCUUAAAAUCAUGAUUAAAAACCUUCUUGGCCAAAAAGGGUUUAAUAAUUUUCAUAUACUACUGUAAUGCUCCAUCAGGAGUUUUUGGUGCAGCUUCCUUGGGAGGUAGCCUUGUCUUUCUGUCUGAAGAAUCUCCUCUCUCUCUAAAGUCAAGAUCGCAUGCCUGGGAACUGGAAGUCUUUGUCCCUUGGUGUGUCUACUCAGUGCGCUGUGGCAGGGUGCCAUGUGAGCAACUAGACCCACGUGGCUUUUCUAAUCACCCCCUGGGAGAUGCAGCCUCUGCGGCUCUGUGUGGCUUGUAUGUGCGCUACCUGUGCUUUAGUGGCCUGACCGUAAAAUGCUGAAGUCCUUCUGAUGAGCUGAACCAUUAGGGUCGGCUUUUUAGAAUCCUCAUAGGUAAAUUUUUGCUCAAAGCCAGUUAAAGUCAUAAACCUAUUUUAUAUUCUGAAAUUGGAACAAACUGGGUAAAAGAUGAAAUUUAUAACCAGAAAAAAAGCCUCUCUGUUAUCUCUGCAGUGUAUGUAAAGGGCUCUGGGUCCUAAAAAUAUGAUAUUCCCUAAGGGGGCAAAUACAGGUCUGGAGAAUUUAUUUUAAAUAUAUCUACCUAUUGUUAUUUCACAAAUAAAUGUUUUUUUUUCCUUAAACACCUUUACAGAAAUGCUUGACACACAGUCAAAUAUUUCCCUUCAGUAGAUUAAAAGAUUUACACUCACCCAGUGUUGCCGCUCCCAGCACAGACUCAGUGUGUAUAAAAGACAAAUACCUUUUCUAUGAAGGGAAAUGUCCACAUAUGGUGCUUUCUCAGUGCUAGAGAAAAGGGAGCUUUUACUACGCUCCAACUGUAACUGGGAUUUGCUGAAAAAGGUCUACAAAAUAGAUUCCUCACACUGAUUUGAUUUGUGUAUCUGUUCACAUAACUAAUUCCCAUUGAAAAGAGAGGAUAGAGAGAAUAUAUUUUGCAGAUGUUCCAGAGAAAAGAAAUUAUUUCCAAGCCUCUGUCAGAGCUUGAGUAUUAAGGGCAAAUCAACUGGCUAGUGGGCCCACUGGGCUUUCUAUUUACAGUUCUCUUUUCUGCUUCUUGAUUUUUGAUCAUUUCACUUUUUAAAGCACUAUCCUCACAGAAUGACAGGACCCAGAAUAGGAAAUGAGACUCAAGUUUCACCAUUUACCUCCCACCAGCACUGUUAUUGGUAGAGUUUCAACCAGCCCUUACUACUGACAUGAGGUGGGGGGAAGGCGGUUACCUGUGUAUUUCAUUCACCUGUGUUCAUACUUCAUUGUGGACAACUGAGAGUUGGCUGUGGCUUUAUUCCUUAGUGGAAAUGCUUCAUAUUCAUGUUGUUUGGGGCUGGAGGUUGCUUAGGCUCAUGAAUGCUGUUCUUAAAGACUCAGAUGGUACAUGAGCCGCAGACACCUGGCCUUUCAGGGACGUGAGGGUAACUUACAUCUGUCUAGUGGUUCCAUGCGCCUCAGAAGAGUCAAGUCUGGGGGUUGUUUCCUGUAUCAGUAUGAUGGUUCUCCAUGCAUUGUCUCAUCACUCCUAGGAUAUGUCCUGAAUGAAAACUUCCUGUAAUUCCUGUUAAUAUAUUGUUAAUGUCAAGAUGUGAUGUGAUACCGUUGAACUGUCCAAAUGUACAACUAUUUAAUGGUGUUUGUGGAACUGAAGUGUCUUAAAUGUUGCAUGAAAUAUGUUAUAAAAAUAGAUUUGUUUUCUAUUUUUCAACACCUCAGAAUUGAGGGUUCAUGGGCCAAUAAGUGCAAUAUUUAAUGACUUACUCAGUGUAUAUACAAUAGUGUGAAAGAGUGAAUUGUAAUGAAUGUGUGGGAUGCUUCGAUGGCUGUUUGACUUACUCAAAUUAUUUCUUGUAGCUGUAUUGUCUAGUGGUGCAGUUUAUACAGUAAAUACCUACUGGUGUCAUGUGAAAUUCCUCUGUGCCUACUUCAAAGUAUGUCUUUACCUGUAAGACCGAACAUUUAGGAUCUGCAAGUAUAUGUCAAUUUUGCCUUUUAGAAUUGUGGAUUUUAUUUUCAAGACAGAAUGGCUGUUCGUUUAUUUAUGUAGGCAUUCCCUUCUUUAAUUCAGAGUUCUCCUUAAGCCAUUUAUAAGGGGCUAAUUUAGAAACCUAAGAAAAAAUAUGCACAUAAGGAAAAGUCAUUUUUAUUUUUCUCUGAAAUGUUGAUCAUGUUUUCAUCUAAGAAUUUUUACUCAUAUUUUAUAUGUCUAUUUUAUUGUUACUCUGUAUUUUGUUUGGAAAUUUAAGUGUCAAUCCUGGGAAUCCUAAAAUAUUGAUGUCUUUUUAGGUGGUGGCUAAUGUUAUAUUCACUUUCAAGUCUCAAUUGUCCACACUAGUGAUAAACAGGUCAGAAUCCUUAAAUCACAUUAGUAAGUCAUCAUAAACUCAUAUGUUCAUCCUCAAACCCCUUGGUUAAUAUCAUUGGUGGCCUAGAACUUCACUGAGAUGCAAAAACCAAGAAAUGAGGCCUGGUAGCUGGAUUAUCAAAAACUCUUAGGUGUUUAUGUCUAUGAAGUUUAAAGUAGGCCAACUACUUUAAACUCCUAUUUGCCAUUUCAAUUUUUGAGGCAAAGCACUCAUUUUAAUAUUGUGCUUUGCCUUUUCAUUUAGAGUAAAUCAUGAUAUCUUUAGGAAGAAAAGUUGACUUUUUCCCUAAAAAUGAUGAAGAGCCAUUGGUUUUAGAUGACCAUGGCCAUCUGGACAUCAUAUCAACCCUUCAGGCCUCUCUAUAGCAGUUGCCUGAAACUGAAAUGUGAGGACGUGCCAGUCGCAUUAAAUGGCUCUGGGCUACCACCAGCGAUGGGUGGCCCUGUUUUACAUGCGAUAGCCUGAAAUUCUGUACUCAGCUCUCAGACCCACUGAAGAAGUCAAGUGAAGGUGGGUGAAACGGAGAUUGGUGACAACUUUGUGCCAAAUUUAAAAAAAGAAACAAAUGUAAGCAGGUAGCCAACAUUAGAAUGAUAAUUUAAGGGUGUGUUUAAAUGUUUAGUUACUCAUCAACAGUUACUGAAUACUGUGUGCUCAGUGCUGUGGGACUGAAACAUGAAAGAGGUGGAUGGCUCUGGCCCCUGAUGGGCUUGCUGACGGAAGGACAAGGAACGAAAUUCCAGGAUAUAGUCUAAAUGCUAAGUUAUGUCAGGACAUAGGAGCAAGAAGAAUGGAGGACCUAUAAGAUCUGGAAGAGUCAAGAAUGGCUCCAUGGAGGAGGAUAUUAGAUAGAGGAGACUGUACCAGGCAAGUAUGUGGGAAAGACUGCAGUUUGUUCCCUUGAAUGGAAGGGUGACAGAGCUGGCAGCUAUUGGUCAUUGUUUUUUUUUUCCAGAGAGCCAUACUGGCCCUUGGAAACCCAAGAAAUUACCCCAGUUUGGCUCUGUUUUUGUCCCAAUGAGGAAGACAAGGUGCUACCUUGCCAUAUUCCUCUGUGCUGAGCAGCCCCAGACUCAGCCCCAAAACACAAAUCAAUCUGAAAUCACAUUGGAACAGCUGAUGUAGACAUUUUGCCCGUGCACCAAACCACAAGACAUUGUCUAAUGCAAUGUCAACCAGUCAGAUGUGUGCCCAGAGAUUUUUCUGCAGUUCUGUGUUUCCCAUAAAGGGCGUUGGGAAGUGCACUGAUGAAGACCUUCCUUUGUAACCAGGCACUUUUGGCUCCUUCUCAGUGACUGCACUGUGGAACUCUUCUUGAGAAAAAAUUGAGUAACAGCUUAAUGCUUUCAUGUAGUGAUUGUGACGUUGAUUUGAAAACUGCUGCACAGCAAAUCCUGUGACCCUUCGUGUGUCCACAGGAGCGCCUGUCUGGGUUUAAAGCUAUUGAGUGUAUUCACAUUGUGAAGUUUUCAUUCUCUUUACUGAAAUUAAUUGUGUAAGAACUGUAUGUGCUCUACUAGGUAUUAAGUUUGUAUGUGAGUUCUGUAUAGAAACUGGUUUUUGUUCUUUGGGUUUAUCUUGUUUUAUUUUUUGGAGAUUACAAUAAAUAUCUAAGAGACUAUAUUCCUGAA